Malaya genurostris is the source of this 1826-nucleotide messenger RNA. It is a transcript of the gene tap, whose product is annotated as basic helix-loop-helix neural transcription factor TAP. Gene Ontology annotation, molecular function: protein dimerization activity. Bases 116 to 1297 code for a protein of 393 amino acids. The record is from RefSeq and is a predicted model, not a curated record. The transcript has a single exon. Lineage: Eukaryota; Metazoa; Arthropoda; Insecta; Diptera; Culicidae.
AAUUGACAAAAUACAAAGUCCAGCGAAUCUACAUCCUAGUGAAUUAUGGAUAUCAAUUAGUAAGAGCUCCGUCGGAUAGAAAUAUAUAUGUAGUGCUCAGGUUUGACAAGCAGAGAUGUCAUCAUACUGUGAAUUUGAUGAAACUUCUUUCGAUUUCGAGAACUACACCUCGGAAGACAGUGGUUUCGAGAAAAGUUUGGAAUCCAACGGUGAUCUCUCGUUUAGUUUUGCUUCACGGAAACUAGAUUUCGAACCAGUGAUCCCGGCGCAAACAUUUUCUUGUGAAACGAGUGCUCCGAGAAAGCGUGGUAGGAAAUCACUCAAGGAUAAGGCUCUAGAACAACUGGCGACGGAAUUCUGUCCGAGCUUGGGCGUACAAACUUCAACACCAACCAAACCAGCUGCCGCAAAUGGCGAACCCAAAGUGAAACGCAAAUACGCCAUGGGGAAAAGUCGGAUCACAAGAAAUCGGAGCCCCACUCAGGUGAUAAAGAUCAAACGUGUCCGUCGCAUAAAAGCAAAUGAUCGUGAAAGGAAUCGAAUGCAUACUUUGAACGAGGCUCUGGAAAGAUUGAGGCUCACUCUUCCGACCUUUCCCGAGGAUACAAAACUAACCAAAAUAGAAACAUUAAGGUUCGCAUACAACUAUAUAUUUUCACUAGUUCAUGUACUAGAACUGGACGAGGUUGUUCCUCUGGAUCUGGAAAAACUGCAAAGUCUGACAUUAAGUGGUGAGCGGAUUAACAAACAACUAUUCGACGCUAUGUUCAUCAACCCUUCGCCACACUUUAUGGAUCCCGGAUUCGGUUGCAGUGAAUUCUACAGCAGCAUGCAUCAAUAUGGAAUCUCAAUGGCUGACACUCAGGACUACGAACAUCCUAGUUUCUCCAGACAACACUACCAAAUGUUCCGAGGGGCCUUUGAAGCAGCCUACAGUGAUUCUGCUUACAAAACUCAACAUCUAAACCAAACAUAUCCUCCCACUGGCUAUCCGACUAGUUCGCAGCAAAGCUACCCAACGGGAAUGUACGGAGUAGACUUCCAAAACGGCGGACCACUCAACACAUCCCUUCCAGCGGAUUUGAACAGUUCCUCUUAUCCGACGGCAUCGGGCUCGAGUUGCAGCGCUGUUAAAUCUAUGCCGUUCCAAGCAUCCCAGCAGCACGGAAUGCAUUACGGAAGUAGUUUCUACAGUCAAACUCCUCCCUGGUCCGAGUCAUCCGGUUAUGGGGAAACACUCGGACCUCCAGGAGAUAUUGGCAAGAAGGCUUGUGAGGCAUAUCCGGUUCUGUUGUAGUUUUUUACUGUUGAGGUUCCUGUUCUGUUAAGUAGGUUCACGCAUUGAGGCUAGGAUAAUGAGCAUGUGCAUAAUGGAAAUUCUGGUGAUAAUUUUCUAGUAGGUGAAUUAGUGAAAUUAAAAUGAGACAUUAGAAUAACGAAUAUCAAGUAUUUGUGAAUGGUUUUCAUUUAAGACAGUUAAUUUCAACAAUGUAUAUAAAAAAAUCGUAUGAAGCUGAACUCAUGACCAUGAACGAAUCCGUCCAUGCUGAUUAGUUCAGCAUAGCUCGAUAAUUUUUGAAUCAAUCCUCAGCACGGAUUAGUUCAAAAAUUUUCACAAAUGUUGUAUUUCCAAAAGAACUGAUUGAAACUACUAGUCAUACAAGACAAAAUUUCAACUGUAAAUAAAGUGAUUUCCAAAUUGAUUCUUGCUACUGCAAGUGUCAAUUCGAAAAUCACAUCAUUGUGAAAGUCUGUUUGCGAUCUACGGAUCCGAAUAAAUUUUCGCAAAACUGUCAUGAUGCCUUUUCAAACAUGUUAGAUUACAA